AAGAGGAAAAACCACGUUCCUAUCCAAGAAACCUAACCGAAACCUAUCGUCAUGGAGUGUGUCUCAAGCACAGAGGAUAAACCACGCACAGGAAUACUUAAUCUUGAUGUUCUCAGUUGCCCUAUUUGCAUCGAGCCAUUCACUAUUCCUAUCUUCCAGUGUGAUAAUGGGCACUUAGCUUGCUCCUCUUGCUGUCCCAAACUGCGUAAUAAAUGUCCUUCCUGUGCUUGGCCUGUUGGCCACAGUCGCUGCAGAGCAUUGGAGACUGUUCUUGAGUCGACCUCUAUCCCAUGCCAAAACGCCGAGUUUGGAUGCACCGAAAAAUUGACUUAUGGGGAAGAAUCAACUCAUGAAAAGACGUGCAGUUUCUCUCCAUGCUCCUGCCCUGUACAAGAUUGCAAUUACAUUGGCUCAUACAAGGAUGUCUACGUUCACUAUAAAAAACUUAUCCACAAGAACCCCCAAUCAACAUCACAGCGCUAUAGGGUCCGUUGUGGCGAAUCCUUUUGUGUCAAGAUGAAUAUCAGUGAUAACUUAGUAAUCGGUACGUUGUAUAAGGAGAGGCUAUUGUUUACAGUGCAGAGUUUCAGGAAGUCUAAUGGUGUGUAUGUUACUGUAAGCUGCAUUGCACCAUCUUCUCCAAAAGCAGGAAAGUUCUCAUAUUGUAUAACUUAUACAGUGGAUGGACUCAGUAUAACUUACAAAUCACCAGAGUUGAAGAAGAUUCAGAGUGUGAGCUUUCAUACACCUCCAGAAAAUUAUAUGUUGAUUCGUAACAGUUCACUGCAUGGUGAAUCGUUGGAGAUGAGGAUUUGCAUCAAGAAAGGAAAAAAAGAUGAAACGAACGAUAUAAAAGGUCCUUAUCAGAAGUGAAGAGUGUUCUUGAAGUAAGCUCUUAAAUCUCUAAGUCUGAACAGAGUUUCAUGUUUGUUCCUAACAAUUUUUUUGUUUGGUAAAUCGUUGAAGAUUAAUUACCAACUAGUCCAUUUCUCACUCAACCAGACAUUGUUUCUCUCUUGUAAUCUGAUAUACAAGAUUGGUCUUUUUAUUUUUGCUUUUGAUAUUCUUAUGAUAUCUCUAUCUAUCUCGUCUGAUCGAUUUAAUGCUCCCGUUUUCAUUAACUACGAUGUAACUUGAAAAAUGGGCUGGAUUAAUAGAUUGUUCCAUUUUUUUUCUUGAUCACGUAUGAUUUACACGUGAGAAUGAAGUUGAGUAUCAUCAAUGGCAGCCAAUUUCUUUUGAGCUUGUGGAUUUAGGUGAUGAAAUGAUAGACACGGGUGAUUUAUACUUUCUUCAUUAACUCUCAAGAUUUUACUCUUCCAGAAGUUGAUAAAUUGGGAGGGAGACGACAUAUUUUCUCUUUAUGUCCCAAGUUUGUGCACCUAGUGAAAGUAGACGGAAUUCAAGUGUACUCAACUUCAACCAAAUAUAUAUUUCUUAUCUUAUCAUCGCAACCAGUUAGUUUGUGGUCAAACUGAAAAUGUGUUGUUGUUUUGUAUAAAAUCCUCAUAUUUUAUAAUAAUUGAAGAUUUAUUUUUAUGAUCUAUGUUUAUAUAUUUUAGGUUAAAUUACAGUUUAGAUAAUUUAAUUGAUAAAUUUAAAACCAUAUAUUUGUAACCAAAUUUAUGUCAAAUGUAGCUACUGACUUGCUAAGGGAAUUAUUGCUAAUGUUGGUAGCCAUAUAGCUACAAUUUUUUACAAACAAAAAAAAUCAGUAGCUAAAGUCAUCACUAAUUAGAAAUGAAACAAGUCAUAGCCAUAUUGUUACUAUUGGCUACGGAAACUGCUCUCGCUAAUCCGUUAUAAGUUACGGAGCUG
Brassica napus (rape) is the source of this 1818-nucleotide messenger RNA. Its product is annotated as E3 ubiquitin-protein ligase SINA-like 7. Gene Ontology annotation, molecular function: zinc ion binding. The coding region runs from base 52 to 873 and encodes 273 amino acids. Lineage: Eukaryota; Viridiplantae; Streptophyta; Magnoliopsida; Brassicales; Brassicaceae. The transcript is spliced from 2 exons. The record is from RefSeq and is a predicted model, not a curated record.